This is a messenger RNA of Racocetra persica, 192 nucleotides long. Lineage: Eukaryota; Fungi; Glomeromycota; Glomeromycetes; Diversisporales; Gigasporaceae. The record is from the annotation of a GenBank genome assembly.
GGUAAGCUAUUCAUGAUUUUGGCAGUAAAGAAUGAAAUAAUUGAGUUACCGCAUAUCUUCAUUUUACGCCAUUCAAAAUUGUUUGUAUGGUAUGCAAAGGCAAAUUUGGCCACCUUAGGGGUAAGAUGUGGUAAAGGUGGAAAGUCAAUUCUCAGAAAAGGAGUUGAAAAUAUUGCUACUACGAUUAAUUAA